CAGCAGGUACCGGAAACUGGGAGCCCGUGUCGUAAAGCGGCUUCGUGUGUCGCAAAAGGCGUCGUUUUCUGGCAGAUGUCCGCCGCCCUGCUAGCAGCUGGUUUGUUAUUUUCAUCUCUGUCAUGGCCUCAGCUCCAGCACAACAGCCGACCCUGACAGUUGAGCAGACCAGAGUGGUGCUGAGCGAGGUGAUCCAGGCCUUCUCGGUGCCAGACAACGUUGCGCGGAUGGAGGAGGCUCGGGAGAGCGCCUGCAACGACAUGGGCAAGAUGCUGCAGCUGGUUCUCCCCGUGGCCACUCAGAUCCAACAGGAGGUUCUCAAAGCCUACGGCUUCAACAACGAAGGAGAAGGCGUCCUCAAAUUUGCCCGACUGGUGAAGAUGUACGAAACCCAGGACCCGGAAAUAGCAGCCAUGUCGGCUAAACUGAAGUCUCUGCUGCUGCCACCUCUGUCGACACCACCUAUAGGAGGCGCCAUCCCAGCUUCAUAGGAACUCUUUACAUUCAAUUGGUAAACUGCUUUUUUUUUCUGUGGCUUUCAUUUAAUGCUUUGGGUCUUUGUGACCAUGCCGCAAUUUCAAAAUCACGUCUAGAGAAUUAGUGUGUUCCAGCAUAAAAAUAAACCCAUGAAUUACAUGUACAUUAUGAUUUCA
Messenger RNA from Platichthys flesus (European flounder), 653 nucleotides. It is a transcript of the gene grcc10, whose product is annotated as gene rich cluster, C10 gene. Bases 123 to 491 code for a protein of 122 amino acids. Lineage: Eukaryota; Metazoa; Chordata; Actinopteri; Pleuronectiformes; Pleuronectidae. Gene Ontology annotation, biological process: post-embryonic development. The record is from RefSeq and is a predicted model, not a curated record. The transcript has 4 exons.